AUGUCAAACUCUGUUCAUUCGAAGACGACGACUCUCAAUGAAAGACAACCAUUGUCACUAACCUUCAACAGACGAUCAUCUCUCGUUGAAGAACCCAAAUUCACAAUCUCCAGUAAUCAAUCUUUUUAUCCAAAUUUUUCCUUCGCUCCACAAUUUGGAACUUUUCGAGUGAGCAUUCGAUAUGACACUUUACCUUUUCUAAACAAUGUUUCCUUCUCGUUAUCCUAUCUAAAUGUUGAUAAAUACAAUCAAGUGAUGAAUUUGAAUUCUGGAAUUUUUAAAGAUUCAGAUUUUGAUGGAGAUUUUGAUUUAUUUCAUUUUGAUCAAUUUUCUUUUGUUGGAAAUUCAUAUAUUUCUGGAUCUAGAAUUUCAAUUCUUGAAUUGAGAUUUACAGAAAAUACAUUGUUGCAACAAUAUCGAUAUGUUUUGAGAAAGAGAGGACCUUUGGAUGUUUCCUAUGAUUUGACAUUUACGGAAUUUAAAUUAAGUACCACAUCGAGAAUUUAUGACAGAUUUCUGUCAGGUUCUCAAUUUGUGAACCUUCCAGUGGGAAUGACAGAAACCUUUUUUUGUGACUCUUGUGUUGCAACUUAUUUGGAUAUUAAUGAUUUGGGAUCAAAGGCAUCAUAUACAUUGACAACUAUUCCAUUUUUGAAUAAUGUCACAAUUAAUGCAGUUUUCACCUUGUCCAACGCCAUGAAUUCCAAUUCCGUGAAUGUAUGGAAAACUUCAAUGACUGUUUCAAUCACGGAUUCAAAAGUGACCUAUUUAGUGACCUCUACCUUAAACACCAUUUCCGAUUUAUACAUACAAGUGACAGCUGUCAAUUGCACAGACACGAACGGCAACUAUUUACCACAGAAUACGUGUCCAUUUAGUUUCUCAGUCAAACCCAACAAUCGACGUGUGGUCGUAUCAAGCAUUGAUGCUGCCAUCGUCGUCACAGCUGUUGUCCUUAGCUCCGUAAUUCUCCUCGCACUAAUUAUUUCCUCCAUUUACUUUUAUUAUCGAUAUCGAAUGAGCAAACGUUAUGAUGUCGAAGGUAAAAGUCGAAACUUACGAGACAUGUCCUCUCUUGCUCAUUUGGCCAAUCGAUCGAGUGGUGCAGUCAAUACCUAUGACGAGAGUCGACAGCCAUACAAAUCCGCGAACGAUCCAUUCGUUCGAUUGGACAAAUUGCAUGGUUAUUCGUUGGAUUCAAGUACUCACUAUGUGAUGGAUGCCAAUGUGAAUUCAACUUUUCGUUCGAAUCCAUUCAAUAGUUUACAAAAUGGAAUUCCAAUUCAAGAAACGGCAUUGCAAUAUGGAGUGGAUGUGAGAAAACAAACACCUGUGACACCCCAAAUCAUGAUACCUCAAGUGGGAUCUGGUAUUAUUUCAGGAAUUUCUGUGCCAUUAGUGGAAUUGGACAUUGAGGAUUCACAAGAAGUGGAACUACAAGAACUGUCAAAUGUCAUGCAUCCACCAUUCAUUUUGCCACAACCACCACAACCACCUACGCAAGUCAGCACGGAAAUUGGUCAAACACUCAUCGAGAAUGCACAACAAUUCCAAUCCAUGAAUGAAUACAUUACUUUUGGAAAUGAAUAUUUCACACCCAACAAUUCCACAAACAUUGUCUCCAAUCAAGAACAUGAAAAAGACGAAGAACACGACAUGGCUUUGAAACAGAAUUCUGUGGAAACUCCAUCAUCGAUGAUGGUUAUGACAACAAAUCCAUCGACUUCUACAGCAAUUUCUUCACGAUGUGAUGAAAAUUCCUCUUUGAAUACUUGUUGA
Messenger RNA from Naegleria fowleri, 1779 nucleotides. RefSeq lists its product as uncharacterized. The record is from RefSeq and is a predicted model, not a curated record. NCBI's taxonomy places the organism in Eukaryota, Heterolobosea, Eutetramitea, Acrasida, Naegleriidae. Bases 1 to 1779 code for a protein of 592 amino acids. The transcript has a single exon.